UAGCAAUUGAGUCUUGGAACUCUUGUUGGAAUGCUCCCCAGGGAGUGGAAAGUUGCAUACAUUGUAUGCGGGCAUGCAAGGAUCUGAUGACCGGGUGUGUGCUUCAAACCAGUUUGACUGUGGAGAAAGAUGUAUCCCUGUGAAUGACGUUUGCAAUGAAGUAGUUGACUGUGCCAAUGGGGCGGAUGAAGCCAACUGCAUAUGCAAGAGUUCUGAAAUCCAAUGCAACAACGGGGAAUGUACUCCAUUCUGGACUCUUUGUGACGGCAAGGAUGACUGUACUGAUGGAUCAGAUGAACUUGAAGAUAAAUGCAGAGUAUGCGAUGGAAACUACUUCCAGUGCCAAGAUUUUUCCAAGUGCUUGGCUAUGUCUUCUGUCUGUGAUUCCGAACCUGACUGUAAUGAUGUCAGCGAUGAGCUUGUGGGUUGUACAGGGUCUCUCAAUAACACCAUACCACCUUUUGUAGUUCCGACCGAUUCACCGAGUCCACCAGGACAAACGCUGCCACCCUCCUUUAUUCCAUUUGAGGGUUGUGGAUUACGGCCAGCUCUUGAGAUCCAUCGGGUCACCCAUGGUGAGGAUGUGACUGGGCUUGGGGAAUGGCCUUGGCAGAUUGCACUCUACACGCCAAACGGUCGGUUCUGUGGAGGAAGCAUUAUCACUCCAGAGUGGAUCCUCACUGCGGCUCACUGCGUGGAAUUUAAUGCAACUGAUGAUAACCCAUAUACUAUCAAGGCUGGAAGCUUGCUUUACUCUACAAAUGAUCAAAGUGGACAGUCUCGAGAUGUGCAGCAGGUCAUCAAGCAUCGUCUAUAUGGCCCGGGACUGAUUAAUGAUAUCGCUCUCCUCAAGCUCGUCACCCCUCUCAACUUUACUAAUGAGGUGCAGCCUGUAUGUCUUCCUUCAGCAGAUGAAUCUGUACCAAAGCCUGAAGAAUACGUCACAUUCACAGGAUGGGGCAGCUUCACUGAAAGAAACGCUCGUCAACCUGACCUCCUUCAAGAGGGCCGGAUGCCAGUCAUACCAAACUACUUCUGUCAUCGACUCGCACCUUUGGAUGUGACUUUUGAACCAACCAUGUUCUGCACCAUGUAUCAUACUGGCUAUCAGGGAGUCUGCACUGGUGACAGUGGUGGUCCUAUCGUACAGGAGAUCAAUGGCCGUUGGACACUGGUUGGGAUCUCUAGCUGGGUUCGUGAAUGUGGUGCAUCAUACGUCCCUAAUGGAUUCACCCGUGUGUCAAGCUUCAUCGACUGGAUUCGAGAUAACAUGGUACAAAACUGAAAUUCUUCUUAAUGGUAAUCACUCCAACAACCAUACUGUAGCUUUCAUAUAGAUAGUAAGAUAAUAACUCGAGCUUUCAACUUGUUUUUAUUAUUUUCAUACUUACAUUAUUCAUAUUAGCAAUGUUACAUUAAUAGGAUGACAAAGUGAAUCAUUAUCAAAUGAUUGUGCCCACAUUUGACUAGGAAUUUCUUUUGUCCGAUUCAAAAUUUUACGCAUGAGCAGGGAUGAGGGGUUAUUAGAAUAUGAUGAGGAGUCUUGCUUAAUUACGAGAUGAAGAUAGUUCACCAAAUAUCUAACAAUGGUCCACAUCACAUUCUUAUAAAACAUAUAAUGUAUUGGUAUGAUUGUCCUCACUCAUGUUACAUUUGAAACAUGCACUAGCUUGGCUUUGUAUAUUUUGGGGGCGUGUUAUAUAAAAACUGUUGCUAAAGUACCUGUAUGGUGUACUUGUAUUGUUACUGUAACGCUCUUACAAAUAAUGAUAAUAAUAAUAAUAAUAAGAAGAAGAAGAAUGAUAAUAAUAAUAAAUUGGUCUUUUAUCAUGCCAAAUUCACCCUGUAGAGUGCUCAAAGCGCAUUUCAAGAAAUGUUAAAAGGAAAUUUAGAAUGAUUGGACAGAUAUGUUUGUAGGUAUUUUUUUUAAGUGUCAAAGGUUGUAUUUUAUUUUGUAUCUUUUAUCAUGUGUAUCUUUGGGAUAAAAGUCAUCAUUGCAUUGAUCAUUGUUAAUUUUCCUUACUAGUAGAAUCUUUGUCUUGUAAAUAACUUUUAUAAGACUUUGUUGUGACAGCUAGGUGCAUGAAAAAAAAGAAAGACAAAAACCUGUACAGAGCCUAUCUUACUAGGAAGAACAAAAGGUGUCACACAAUCAUGAACUUAUAUGUAAAAAUAGUGUCUGUGUUCAUACUUGCCCAUAUUCUGAAGUCGGGUUUAACUUAAACUCGGGUUUAAAGUUGUGGUUUAAGUAUGGAUUGCCAAUUGUUACAUAAAUCACCAACAGUAGAGAUAUCAUAUUUUAGCUUAUUUGGCUCUCAAAUCAUUCAUAAUUGUCUAGGAAGUAUAAAUAGAUGAUUGUCUUCACCAUCGAUGAAUCAGGAAAGAGCACAGUAAACAUAAGAAACGUACAACUUGAUAAAAAUUUCGACACUUUUGGCUUCCCAUAAUUUUAGCAGAGUUAGACCAUGGCCUAAGUUAAACCUGACUUCAGAAUAUGGGCCACUGUGUGAGAGUAUGUCACACUGUCUCACACUUCCCUUUCCAUAAGGGAAUUUUCUGGAUUAUUCCUUAUUACCUUUGUAUUGAACCAAAUUGCAAUUUAAAGCGGAACGGGGGGGGGGGGGGGCUAUUCUGCAAUUUAUGCAUGCUAUGAUGCUAUGUGGGAUAUUUCAGGGGCCAAAAACUCUUAUUCAGUCAGUCAUCCAGGUUUGAAAUCUAGUUUAGUUCCUGACUGCGGGGGUGGCGGGAUCAAGCCUCCCCUUUUUUUUCUCCUCUCUGUGGUGGUGCAGAGUAACACCCUCUUGUUCUUAAUUGCUAUGGUAGCAUGGCCAAUUCUUAAUACUACCAAUUAUUCUUUCUCCCCCUCUGUUUCCAUCUUAUGUUUAGUGAACGUAUUCAAGCAUUUGCUAAUCUUAUGUGAAUCAUGUCACAGUCUCAUGUUACCCAUCAUAAUAUAAAUUGCAGUCUGAUAUUUUGUAGUAAAAAGGAAGAUUUAUCAUUACAUUUUAUUAUCUUUGUGGUGUAUGUUAUUCACAUUUUAUGUUUAAUGCUUUCUUAGAACACUUCACUCUAUAGGUCUACAUCAGUAUGAUACUGAUUUUUGCUAUUAAUGUAAAUAUAAUUCUCCUGAAGAGUGUCAAAACCAGAUGUUUUUGUUAUAAUUCAAUUUCUAUUAGUGAAUAUUAAACAAGUUAUAUUUUUAUCAAAGAGUGUUAUACUGAUUUUUAUAAUGAAUUUCAUUCUCAUCAAAGAUAACCAUACUCGGUUUAAUACAUCAAUAUGUUUUGUAGUUGAAUUUGAUUUCAUUAAACUAGCUGUUAUAGGAUUAGAGUAUUAAAUAAGAAGACAAAAAUUUGGAGUGAAUAUGAAAAAAAAUGGAUGAAUGAUUUGUAAUCUUUGAUUUUUUUACAUUUUAAAAAGGAAUCAUUAAAUUGGAUUGUAUUUUGGGGGUAUGAUAUUCACAUUUUAUAUUGAAUUCUUUUUUAGACCGCUUCAUCAUUAUGAUGAUACUGAUUUUUGCUAUACAUGUAUAUAUAUAUAUCAUUCUCAUGAAGAGUGUCAAACACGAGAUGUUUUUGUUAUAAUUCAUUUUCUGUUAGUGAAUAAGCAAUAUAAAACAAAUUAUAUUUUUAUUCGAAGAGUGUUUUACUGAUUUUCAUAAUGAAUUUCAUUCUCAUCAAAGAUAACCAUAUGUCUGUUUAAUACAUCAAUAUGUUUUGUAGUUGAAUUUGCUUUCAUUAAACUUGCUGUUAUAGGAUUAG
Molecule: messenger RNA, 3761 nt
Organism: Lytechinus pictus (painted urchin)
Lineage: Eukaryota; Metazoa; Echinodermata; Echinoidea; Temnopleuroida; Toxopneustidae
Product: chymotrypsinogen B-like
Exons: 8
Coding region: 74-1285 (403 amino acids)
Biological process (GO): proteolysis
Molecular function (GO): serine-type endopeptidase activity; protein binding
Source: RefSeq, a predicted model, not a curated record